CACGCCCUGAGCUGAAGGCAGAUGCUUAACGACUGAGCCACCCAGGCACCCCUGGAGAGCCACUGUAUGCAUCAAGGGGUCCAUACGUGACUCUGUCUUCCUGCCAGUCCUGAGAACAGAGCCUGAGCCUUCAUCACUCGCAGGCAUGAGAAGGGUGAUGGAUCGUCAUUCCUUUGUCAUGGCCCAGCAUAGAGGCCCCACAGUCCAGUGUCCAAGCCACAUAGAACAACAAAAUCUAACGAGUGUCUCAGAAUUCUUCCUCACGGGACUCUCAGACGAUCCAGAACAGCAGCCCCUUCUCUUUGGGCUGUUCCUGUCCAUGUACCUGGUCACCGUGCUGGGGAACCUGCUCAUCAUCCUGGCCGUCAGCUGUGACCCCCACCUCCACACCCCCAUGUACUUCUUCCUCUCCAACCUGUCCUUGGCUGACAUUGGUUUCACCUCCACCACCAUCCCCAAGAUGAUCGUGGGCAUCCAAACUCAGAGCAGAGCCAUCUCCUAUGUGGGUUGCCUGACUCAGAUGUCUUUUUUUAUGCUUUUUGGGUGUUUGGAUAGUCUCCUUCUGGCUGUGAUGGCGUAUGACCGGUUUGUGGCUAUCUGUCACCCCCUGCACUACAUGGUCAUUGUGAACCCCCGCCUCUGUGGCUUGUUGGUUUUGACCUCUUUUUUCAUCAGCCUGUUGGUCUCCCAGAUGCACAAUUCAAUUGUGUUGCAGCUUGCCUACUUCAAGGAUGUGGAAAUUUCUCAUUUCUUCUGCGAUCCUUCUCAACUCCUCAACCUUGCCUGUUCUGACACCUCCACCAAUAACAUAGUCAUGUAUUUUGUGGGUGCCGUCUCUGGCUUUCUGCCUAUCUCAGGGAUCUUUUUCUCUUACUAUAAAAUUGUUUCCUCCAUUCUGAGAGUCUCAUCCGCAGGUGGGAAGUACAAAGUCUUCUCCACCUGUGGCUCCCACCUGUCAGUUGUUUGCUUAUUUUAUGGAACAGGCCUCGGGGUGUACCUCAGUUCAGCUGUCUCACGUUCUCCCAGGAAGGGUGCAGUGGCCUCAGUGGUGUAUACUGUGGUCACCCCCAUGCUGAACCCUUUCAUCUACAGCCUGAGGAACAGGGACAUCAAAAGGGCCAUGCGGAGGCUCUUCAGCAACACAAUUUAAUUGCAGUACCUGUGCCAUCCAUCUGGAGUGUAGG
Molecule: messenger RNA, 1184 nt
Organism: Ailuropoda melanoleuca (giant panda)
Lineage: Eukaryota; Metazoa; Chordata; Mammalia; Carnivora; Ursidae
Product: putative gustatory receptor clone PTE01
Biological process (GO): G protein-coupled receptor signaling pathway
Cellular component (GO): membrane
Molecular function (GO): olfactory receptor activity; G protein-coupled receptor activity
Source: RefSeq, a predicted model, not a curated record